AGUUUAACGUAUCUGCCAUUUUGUAUCGCUACAGUGUGGCUAGGCGAAUUUAAAUCGCUAACGAAGAAGGAAGGAAAAAUGUUAAUGUUCACUUUAUUUUUUAAUUUGUACCUUUGAUUAAAGUAUCAUUCGAUUUGUUUGGUUAGUUGGUGCUGUUCACUGUCGUCUUGCUGCUUUUGUUGAAAUCAGACCGUUGACAUCGUGUUGGACUUCAUCUUGUUUACCUUUGGCUGCAGCAGGAGAGCUAACGCUAACGACGUUAGCCCACUUUCUCGCUAGCCUCACCGGCGUAGCGUUAGCUUCCUGACGCUAACUCAAAUCUGUGGCGAAAUGGCGGCCAAUACGGCACAAGCGAACCCGGCAGCUAACUGGUCAUAUGGUGCUGCUGCAGAUGGCCAGGUUCAUGAAAACCCAGAAUGGGAGAAAGCAAGACAAGCACUAGCAUCUAUUAACAAGAGUCAGAGCUCUUCUAAGACUACACAAGCCAGCCGGACCACAGCAGAGGCUGGUCAGUUCCAACCAGCUGUGACUGACUCUGCUGCCAUUCAGCAGCAGCAACAGCAGCAGCAGCAGUACUAUCCAUGGUACCAGCAAACCCAGCAGCACUAUCCUGGAUACACAUACCCCUAUAACUAUUACUACCCCAUGGGUCCAUAUGGAGCUGCAUAUCCGCCAAAUCAGUAUGGUGUACCCCCAGGGCCUUACCCAGGAACUCCACCCUCCAAUGGCCAGCCUCCUCCAGUGCCUGGAAUGGAAGACCAGGCCCCCAGCUACCCCUCUCAACCACAGCCUCCUCCCCCUGCUACUCCCCAGCCACCCCAGAGCCCAACCACCUCAGAGAAUCCCCCUCCUCCUCCACCCCCACCUAUUCCUCCCCCACCCAACUCCCAGUACCCCCCUCCUCCAUCACAAAAUGCUUACAGUGCCAACAACUCCAUGUCAUAUCCACCUAGCGACCCCAACCAAAUGCAGGUCUACAGUCAUUCCCAGGGAAGGCCUAACUAUGCCCAGGGCUUCCAGGCCCAGAACACCUAUCAGCCCUCUCAGAACACCUCUCAGCAGCCAGGCCAGUAUGUACCUGGGAUAGGCAGAGGAGAGGCCAACAAAAACAAAAAUCAAAAGCAAGGACAACAACUGUGGCACCGCAUGAAACAGGCACCUGGGGCAGCUGCUGUGAAGUUCAAUAUUCCUAAGAGGCCCUAUCAGGUUCAGUGUUCUCCAGUUUCCAAUCAGGCUUUUUCUCCAGGGGAGCAGCCCUCAGGAUUGAAUCCAGCUCCUUCUUCCCCAGCUACUGCCAGCGCUCCACCUGGAGGUGCUCAGACACGACCCCAGGACUGGCCCCAAGCCAUGAAGGAGUAUGUGCAGCGCUGUUUUACAGCCUGUGAGACAGAGGAAGACAAAGAUCGCACAGAGAAGGUGUUGAAGGAAGUCCUGCAGGACCGGUUAAAGGACGGCUCUGCUUACACUAUUGACUGGACUCGUGAGCCACUGCCAGAAUUAAAGGUCAAGCAGUCUCGAUGGGAAGCUGUCGCGCCCCAGAGGACAUCAGAAGGCUCAGUCACCCGUGGUGGAAGUACAGCAGCUGCAGCUUCAAGAGGCAGGGGUGGUGGACACAGAUUGGGCCAUUACAGGAAUAUAUUUUCUCAAAGGAGUCCAUCCUCUAGUUCCUCCCAUUCCUCCUCCCGCUCCCCCUCCCCCUCCCAUGGCAGACACAGGGACAGAAGCAGCCAAAGGCACAGGCGAAGUGAUUCUGGCUCACAGUCAGACAGUAGCAUCUCCAGUGACCUCCGACCUCAGCUGUCAAGACGUCAGAAAGGAGCACGUGGUCGUGGUAAUGACAGGGAUAGAGGACGAGGAGGUGGAGAGAGAGGACGAGGAAGAGGAGGAAAAGCCAACAGAGGAAGACGAAACAUGGAAGAAUCCGGUGUUGGAAAGAAGCGGAAAGGUGGAAAUGCUGGUCUGGAUUUUCAUGACCCCAACAGAGAAGCGAAGAAGCAGAGCAGAGCAGCUCGUUUCCACAAGCAGCUACGUUCAGAGCCCCUGGUUCUCUCCAUCAAUGCCCUGGACCUGCCCGAUGGAACACAGGAGGGCCUCAGCUGGGAGGACUGCCCAAUUGUGGGAACAUGUCAGGACAUCACCAAGUCCUACCUGAGGCUCACCUGCGCCCCUGACCCAUCCACUGUGCGCCCUGUGCAUGUGCUGAGAAAAUCUCUGCAGGCUGUGAAAGCCCACUGGAAAACCAACCAGGACUACGCCUAUGCCUGCGAACAGAUGAAGUCCAUACGACAAGACCUCACGGUCCAAGGAGUUCGAACCGACUUCACAGUGGAAGUGUACGAGUGUCAUGCACGCAUUGCUCUCGAAAAAGGAGAUCAUGAAGAGUUCAAUCAGUGCCAGACCCAGCUGAAGGCCCUGUAUAAGGACAAUCCCUCUGAGAACAUUGGAGAGUUUACAGCAUAUAGGUUGCUGUAUUACAUCUUCACUAAAAACUCUGGAGAUCUGACCACUGAGUUGGUGUACUUGACCCCUGCGCUGCGGGCAGAUGCGUGUGUGGCUCACGCUCUUGCACUUCGUGCUGCCUGGGCAUUAGGAAACUAUCGUCGUUUCUUUAAGCUCUACCUGGAAGCCCCACGCAUGGCUUCAUACCUCAUUGACAAGUUUGUAGAGAGGGAAAGAAAGGUUGCACUUCGGGCUAUAGUUAAAACGUUCAGGCCUGAUUUGCCGGUGCAGUAUGUGCAGUCCACUCUGGGCUUCCCUUGUUUAGACUCCUGUAUGACCUUUCUUACUGGGCUAGGUGUCAUCUUUACCCCCUCUGACCCCCAAAAGAUAGACUGCAAAACCAGCACAGCCUCUUUGGCUGCCUCCUGAGGGGGUGGGGGGUAGCACAGUAAAGGGAGACGCUAAGGGACCCUCAUGGAUCCUUACAUAUCCAAUGCACUGCACUUCAGACACCUCAGCCAAUUCAGAUAGAGUAGUGGCAGACUAACACCUAUAUAAGACCCAGAGAGAAAGAUACAUGCUGACAAACUAUUCUGCAAGACCUAGAUUUCAGAUUGCAGAUGUAAUUAUCUGACACUCAGAUAAGAACCGUUUUAAAGAUGAGAAUGUCUGCAGACACUGUCACUCAGCUAUCGUUGGUCUAAUGCCCAAGUUAUCUCUCCAUUAUACAUUUAUGAUGCCAGAACAGUGAGUGAACAGUUUAGAUAUGGGAUUAUCAUGUAGUCUCAGCAUUUAGGGGCCAAGAAGUCACAGAACCAGAGGCAGCCCCCCCCCCCCCCCCCCCCCUCCCCCACCAAUGGUUCCUGUUCCUUUACCACCAUCAGAUGUCAAAGCUAACAGUGUUCUGUUAUGUUUUUUCCUUCCUCAAGUCAACAGCUCCAAGACCUGAAGAUUCAAGCCUUGUCAGUGAAAAGGGAAACCAAAGCAGCUCUUCAAGUCACUUAUCCGGCUCUCUGCUGUUUGAAGCCAAGCCUGCAGAAUCAGGUCAAUGUUACAUUUUCCUCUUAGAGACUGUGAGACGAUGCAGAGAGAAGAUGCAAGCAGUUUAUCUGAAAGAAGAAGUGGUGGUUUGUAUGUCCUGCCCUGCAUCCCGUUUCCUCGAUUUAUCUACAGCUGGCCGUUCAUCCCGUUCCUUCUCUCCAACUAUAUGCCUCAUGAAAGCAAAGAACUGAAGUCUAAAGUCUUGUUCCUUAUUUAAGUAGUAUUCUUCCAUUGGUCUCAGUUAUGAAUUGAUUGGCCAGCAUUGCGAAGAAGUCUCAAUCUGAUGAGCACUGACUUUGUGUAUGAUAAAGGAUACAGGCAAGUGUUCUUCAUCAAAGUUAUAGAUUCACUCCUCCAUAUCCUGGAAGCUGAGCUCCAUCUCCAGGUUCAAAGCAGCCAGAGGCAGACAGGAAAUCGGCUUCCAUCAUCCUCAGGUAGAAGUUCCUGCCAGCACCUGGAAUCCAAGCACUCCGUGGUCAACACAGACAAGUGCAGUAAUGAUGACGGCGCUCAAACAGGAAGUUAAGCAUCCACCUUCAAGUACAGCUGGAGGUGAAUUAUGUGUGGUGGAGCAUCGAGGGAAACGUGCUGCCUCUUCACAAAGGAAUAACGAGUGGUUUGUAUGCUACAUCUGGCUCUGGUGUUUGCAAAGCUGGUAAGAAAGAAGGACUUCUCUGGAAGGAGGUGGAUGACGGAACAACAGAGAUGUAGCCUCAAAUUUCUGUUAAACAUUUUAUGUCUUGCUUUUUUUUUUUUUUUUUUUUUUUUUUUUUGGACAGCAGUAUUGGCCUUUCUCUUGACAAAAGGAAACAAUUAUGUUGCAUUCAGUUUCAUGAAAAUUUGCAGGUUUCUACUGGACAAAUGAAUUAUCGUAAUAAAUUUGAUAGAAUUCUAAAAGUCAGUAAGAUCCCAGAAAUUUUUUGAAUGCCAUGAUAAAGUCUUUAAAUCAAAACAUGAGUUUUAAACUGUUGUAGACUAAUGUAAUAAAGAGGAAGUGCAGCCUAGUGCUUUUAUGCCCGAUUUUCGAGUAGAUAUGAAAUUGUUUUCUAAAAUGAAAGCUGUAAUUUCAGCCUCAUUGAGGUAAACCGAACAGUUUCUCAAAGUGGCAGUGGGGUUGUAGCAGACGUAGUUUUCUCUGAUGUGAUUCGGCCCAUUUUUCUGCAGGUUUAUGUUUUUCUGGACCUAGGAUAAAAUUGCUGUGCGGUGUCCACUGUCUUAGGGUAUGAUUAGGAAAAUAUCUAUAACAAAAACAGCAGUAAUCAGGCAGCUCCUAAGUGUCAGGAAAUGUAACUUAAUUUCUGUGCUGCUUUCCACCGUUUUCCAUAAUUUGGGUCCUCCUAUAGAAUGAUUGUGCUGAAUGAAAACAGAUUGACAUUGUUCAAUUUUUUAAACAGUAUUAAUUACCACUGUAGAAAUAUUGAGCCUGAGAUAUUUACAACUUUGGUGCAACUGAACAGAACAUGAGUAGUCGCAGGUUUGCUGUACAAUCUACAUGUUCACUUGUCUACAGAGUUUAUAUUUGUGAAUAUUGUAUGAUAUUGCUGUGAUUUAUUUUCAGUUAGUACAUUUUUUUCCACACAUGGGUAAGUGUGAAUUGUUUUUUUUUUUUUUUUCUCUGGGUUUCACAAAACUCUUACACCAGUUACGUGAAUAUGUAAAGCUAAAUGUAGACAAGUCUGGAUUGGAUUGUGUGCAAUGUCUUAUUCCAGUGGAUAUAGACUAGGAGUUGAUAAUUGCCAGUGGUAGUUUUCCUGUAAACUUUAGUACAAAAUCUCAAACCAAAUUUUGGCAAGAUGUCACGAUCAAAUCCCACUGACAUGAAACAUUUGGUUUUUAAAGUUGUUCCUUUUUUCAGGCAAAAAAACUGACAAAACUUGUUGAAACCUGAAUCAUCAAUUUGUUUUGAGAACUGUUCCUCUGUUAACUGCAAGAUUUUGACAAUGAUCUCAACAUGUUUUCUUUCUUCCCUCUUCAUCUACCUGAUCCCCUGUCCUCUUUACUGUUCCCUCCCCUCACUCCCCAAACCUUUCUCUCACACACCACCAGACUUCUCAUUCUUCAGCUCGUAGUACUGCUGCAUUGCAGGAGCACACGGAGUGAUGAUAAGUGGGCGAACCUCCUCCAGACGCCAGCCGGAGAGAGUGAAUUGUGAGCAAUCCCAAGUCUUGGUUUGACCCACUCAAGUUGAAGCCAUACAGCUGAUAAAAUACAUGGGAGCCUCACAUGUUGAGAUGUGGAAAAUGUUGAUCUGCUGCUAAUGUGAUUUGCUGCUAACCCAAAUAUUUAAAAAUGUUUCUUUGUGCAACAUUAAUUCCUGCUUAGUUUUAAACAGUGUUUGAAGAUUGACAAAAACACAAUGUGUUAUUCUUUUCUGUUUGUCCAGAUGCAUUUGCUAUUUUUGAGUCAGUUGUUUGCUGGUAAAAUGUGUCAUUAUUUAGGGUUUGGUUUUGGUUUUUUUGGGGGGUUUUUUUCUCACCCAGUUUAUUCAUAGUUAGGAUUCAUUUGGCUUGUGUCAGCAAGCCAGAACAGCCCGAGCCAGAGUUAUUUAUUAAAGCCUAGUUUUGGGAGUUUUAUUCCUCAUUGUCUACAAUGUGUCUGGACACACAGAAUAUACCUUUACCCAUGAGAUUCACCUACAUUUUCUUUAAUUUUUCUUAGUAUUCAGGCCAAGUUUCUUAAAUGGCAAGUGCUGGUGUGUGCUCCCAUGCUAAGAAAUACCUUUGGUUUCUUCACUUGCUGAGCUUCUUGAUUGUGGUAAUUGUUUGCUGCCUCAGGCUUGUGUAAAUGGAAACUUUUUGCACAGGGUUAAAGUGUGUACAUAUGAUGUCUCAGGUUGAAACAGACCAGGAUUUUCACUUUAUUAUUAUUAUUUUUCUUUUUUAGUAGAAGAUUCACCCCAGAUAACUAACAAUACACAUGUUCAUUUUGGAUGUUUUUUUUUCCCUCCGAUGCCUGAGUCACAUUUUCAGUAUUUUUUGCUCCCAUGUUACUGUAUAGCUCCAUCAGUCUUUGUAACUCCUUCCUUGGUAAUUGACACUGGAAGACCUCCCAUGUCCCCUCACUUCAGCUGUUUUCAUUUCCUACCAUCUCCUCUUUACCUUGUCUUCAUUUGAGUUUAUCGUCUCUGUUCUCCCUUUCUCUUAUUCCCUCUCUCCCUGCAUGCUGUCCUCUUCCCUCUCCUACUCUCUCCUAUAAAUCUCUAACCAGUAUUUGUUCUCUUCUCAUUCUUAUCUUUUCCUUUAAUGUUGAGUAUGUUUGUGACCGUUUGCCGUGUGCAACUAGUCACUCUCACUAGUAAGUAUUGUAUUGCGUCUGCGAUGCUUUAAUAGUUUAUGUUGCAGCUCACUAACAACUGAAGCUGAAGUUUUAUCUGCAACGCCUCCUCCCUGUCCCCUCAUUUCCCCAUGCCUCUACAGAUCUGAUAUGAUAAACUGCCAUUUUGUAAAUAUUGUGUAAAUAUUACCUUUUGAAAAAAAUUAAUAAAUUUCAAGUAUAAGGGG
Messenger RNA from Toxotes jaculatrix (banded archerfish), 6980 nucleotides. RefSeq names its product leukocyte receptor cluster (LRC) member 8 (gene leng8). The coding region runs from base 331 to 2868 and encodes 845 amino acids. The record is from RefSeq and is a predicted model, not a curated record. Lineage: Eukaryota; Metazoa; Chordata; Actinopteri; Toxotidae. The transcript has 15 exons. Gene Ontology annotation, cellular component: nucleus.